GGGUGAAGGGAGACGUGCGCAGUUGGUGCCGUUUGGCGCAGCAGAAAAAUAAGGCGGCCUUCUUUCAUGUAACGACAACUGUUCGUGCACAGACCAGUUUCCUGUAAUUUGAAGUGUUCAGUGUUGGAUUUUAUUUAGGUGAAAUAUUGUUAGAUUCAAAACGGAAACAUGAGUUCGAUAAAUGUAAAAAAGCUCAAAGUAAAUGAGCUGAAAGACGAACUCAAAAAGCGUCAGCUUUCAGACAAGGGACUGAAGGCCGAGCUAAUGGACCGGCUACAGGCCGCGUUGGAUGAGGAGGCCCUGGCUCAAGACGACUCCGCCGGGCCGGGUGCUGAAGAAAACGGGGCAGAUGGUGGGGACGGUGAGGCGAGUUUGCAAGAUGAUAUGAGGGAGGAAGACGACGAUGUCAUCUGUGAGGGCAUGGAAGCCGAAGAAGAGCCAUGCGACGAUGAUGGCGUUGAGGCGGACGAAGGCGUCGAGGCGGACGAAGGUGUUGAGGCGGACGAAACAACAGCGGCUGAAAGUGAGGACGUGGGUGACCAAGAAGAUUUCGACAUGGGUGGUGCAGAGGAGGGCGACGACGACGACGUACUCGGGGAAGAGGACGAUGCGAUACUGAAAGAGGACGACGAUGAGGUGGAUAAAAUCGACGAGGAAGAUGGUGAGCCGGAAUCUCAGCCAGCAGAGGGGGAUGCGGACAAAGACACCAAUGCUGAUCAGAAGAAUAAGAAGGGUGUUAAGAGACGCCGAGAGGAACAUGGAAGGGGCUACUUUGAAUUUAUUGAAGAAAGCAAAUACAGCCGGGCUAAGUCCCCUCUGCCCCCUUUGGAGGAAGAGGAUGAAGAGUUCGACGACACUCUGGUCUGUCUGGAUACACACAACUGUGACCUGCACUUCAAGGUGUCCCGAGACCGUUACAGUGCCUCCUCCCUCACCAUGGAGAGCUUCGCCUAUCUGUGGGCAGGCGGCAGGGCUUCCUAUGGCGUGGCCAAGGGCAAGGCUGGCUUUGAGAUGAAGGUCAUUGAGAAGAUUCCAGUGAAGCACAUCUCCAGCAAGAACCUUGAUAUCCAUGAGGUGCAAGUGGGAUGGUCCCUGGCUAAUGGCAGCCUUUUGUUGGGUGAGGAAGAGCACUCUUUCGCUUACUCUGGGAAGGGCAAGAAAACCACCAACUGUGAGACUGAGGACUACGGCGAGACCUUGGAUGAGAAUGAUGUUGUCGGCUGCUUCAUCAACUUUGAUGGUGAUGAGGUGGAGCUGUCCUUCGCUAAGAACGGUAAAGACCUGGGCGUGGCCUUCAAGGUCAGCAAGGAGGCCCUGGGAGACCAGGCCCUCUUCCCACACGUGAUGUGUCACAACUGUGCGGUGGAGUUCAACUUCGGCCAGCUGGAGGCGCCCUACUUCCCCCAGCCCGACGGUUUCCCCCUCCUGCAGCAGGUGGCCCUCGAGGACCGCGUCCGCGCACCCAAGGGACCGGCCACCAAGAGCGAAUGCGAGGUGAUCAUGAUGGUUGGCCUGCCUGGAUCAGGCAAGACUGUGUGGGUGAAGAAACACAUGGAGGAAAACCCUGGCAAAUACAACCUCCUGGGCACCAACACCAUCCUGGAGAAGAUGAUGAUUGGCAGUCUCAAGCGCCAGAAUAAGGACGUCACGAAGCUCACGGCCAUCUCCCAGCGUGCCCCUCUCUUCCUGGGCAAGUUCAUCGAGAUCGCCGCCCGCAAGAAGAGGAACUACAUCUUGGACCAGACCAACGUCUCCGCCCCGGCCCAGAGGAGGAAGAUGUGCCUGUUCGCCGGCUACCAGCGCAAGGCCGUCGUGGUGUGCCCCACCGACGAGACCUACAAGGAGAGGACGCAGAAGAAGGCCGAGACCGACGGCAAGGACGUGCCCGAACACGCCGUGCUCAAGAUGAAGGGCCUCUACGCCUUGCCCGAGGUGGGCGACUGCUUCACCGAGGUGACCUACGCGGAGCUGGACAAGGAGGAGGCCACCAAGGUGCUGGAGCAGUACAAGGAGGAGAGCAAGACGGCACUGCCCCCAGAGAAGAAGCCCAACCAGGGGGCCACCACCCCCAAGAAGGGCGGCCAGUCACGCAACCGCUCGGGAGGAAAGAACCGCGGCGGCGGCGGCGGUGGAGGAGGAGGAGGAGCCGGAGGCCAGCGCGGUGGUGGUGGUGGCGGCCGAGGCGGAUUCCAGAACCGAGGCAACUUCAGAGGAAUGCCUGGACCUCGUGGUGGCUUCAGCCGUCCACCCAGAGGCUUCCUGCCUCCCGCGGCCUUCCGAGGCGGCUUCAACAACCGCGGCAACUUCAACCGGAGCGGUGGAGGUGGAGGCGGCGGCGGCGGUGCCAUGCUCCACCGUGGUGGUGGAGGAGGAGGAGGAGGAGGUGGAGGUGGUCGCCAGGGAGGACCCAUGAGGAACAACAUGGGCGCUAUGGGAGGCAACCGCGGCAGGGCCAUGCAUCAUGGCGGCGGUGGUGGUGGCGGCGGCCCAAUGCACCGAGGUGGAGGUGGUGGUGGCGGAAUGAACCGCGGAGGAGGAGGAGGCGGCGGUGGACCCAACAGAGGAGGAAACUACAACCAGUUCCGGGGACGGGGCGGCAACCAGCACCAGCAUCAGCACCGUGGCAACAAGAACGGCAACUUCGGCAUGAACAAAGCCCAGGCCUUCAACCAGAGCUGGCAGCAAGGGUUCUGGAAUCAGAAGCCAUGGAGCCAGCAGUACCACCCUGGAUAUUACUGAGCGCUUUCUCUCAGAGACUGGUUGCUUUAGUGGAAGCCUGCUCGCCCACCCUGAUCCAUGGAGAUCCCCCCCCCCCCCUCUCCCUGGCCUCCACAUCUCCGUUUAUUCCUUUGCUUUGUUUCCCUUUUUAUUUUAUAAGUCUGCUUUUAAAUUCUGUAAAAACCCAUAAAUGGAGGAGGGGGAAACGCAUUCCACAACUGUCAGGAGGAGAGCCUAGUCCUCUCUCUCUCUCUCUCUCUCUUUCUCUCUCUCCCUUCUUCUCUGCACCCCUUCAUCCCUCUCUCCCUCCAGAGCAGAAUGGUUUCACCUUCUUUGUUUUAUUUUUGUACAUUUUAUUGUUUUUUUUUUUUUUCUUGCUUUUUUUUUAUUUUAUUUUUUUUAUUAAGGAGACCCCACCCCUUUUAUCCAGCAAGACAACAAGCCCCACAGUGUCCACUGCUUGUUUGUGUGUGUAGGGGGGGGGGCAGGGGUGGGUAAUGCUUUGCAAGAAUUUCAGGGUUGUGCAUUUUAUGCUGUACUGUCAUUUUUAUGAAAUGUAAAUUAUUUUUCCCUUUUCAUAGUUAUCAGUAUUGUAUGCGUAAACCCCUUCUUUUUUGAAACACUUAAAAAAUCUCCCCCGAAUUUAAACUUCCCAUUUUUAAGUGCAUGUUGCUGUUGUGGUUAAAUUUAAUUGGUAGUGUUUCAGCAGCUGAGUUUGCCCAUGUUGUAACAGAUGAAGGUGUGCCCUGCAAAAGUAGAUUGCUCCUUUUUGUGUGCGAGUGUUUUUUGAAAUAUUUGUUUAAAAAAACAAUAAUAAUGUCAAGCCUGUUCUAGUUAAACUUCAUAGGUUUACAAAUAAACGGGUUACUUGCUUUUUUACAAA
Messenger RNA from Sardina pilchardus (European sardine), 3601 nucleotides. RefSeq names its product heterogeneous nuclear ribonucleoprotein Ub (gene hnrnpub). Gene Ontology annotation, molecular function: ribonucleoprotein complex binding; RNA polymerase II cis-regulatory region sequence-specific DNA binding; RNA polymerase II C-terminal domain binding. The coding region runs from base 169 to 2739 and encodes 856 amino acids. Gene Ontology annotation, cellular component: membrane; mitotic spindle midzone; inactive sex chromosome. The transcript has 14 exons. Gene Ontology annotation, biological process: regulation of mitotic spindle assembly; negative regulation of transcription by RNA polymerase II; CRD-mediated mRNA stabilization. The record is from RefSeq and is a predicted model, not a curated record. Lineage: Eukaryota; Metazoa; Chordata; Actinopteri; Clupeiformes; Clupeidae.